Molecule: messenger RNA, 1716 nt
Organism: Mycena indigotica
Lineage: Eukaryota; Fungi; Basidiomycota; Agaricomycetes; Agaricales; Mycenaceae
Product: Alpha-ketoglutarate-dependent taurine dioxygenase
Exons: 10
Coding region: 1-1716 (571 amino acids)
Cellular component (GO): cytoplasm
Molecular function (GO): 2-oxoglutarate-dependent dioxygenase activity
Source: RefSeq, a predicted model, not a curated record
AUGACCAGCUUACUCCAAGUCCAACCACAAAACAACCAUGUCACGUUCAAGUUCGUGUGGAAACAGAUCGCGCCAUUCGAACACCUCUUGCGCCACUCUCACUGCACGGCCCGAGAAUGGCGCAAGUCUUCGCACAAUCCAUAUAAGCACCGUGGCUUGCCUUUCCGUCCUCUGCUUUCUUCCCAGCGACUUACCAUGGCACCCGUUGCGACCCAAAACGACCACGAACUUGCUGUACCGUCCACCACAGAGCGCAUUGCCGCCCUGAAAGCAGAAAAUGCCGCCGCCGACAGCAAUGUUUUCAACCCAUUCUACUCCCCCUCGAUCGGCGACGACGGCGAUAACACCUAUGCAUAUGCGCAAUUCAAGCCGUCCUUUCCUGAUAUCUCCUGGCCUCCCCUCACAGAAGUCGCCGUCAGCGAUCGCGGGCUGCUAGCUGAUCCAGCAAAGAAAAGCCUGUUGAGUGCCGCGAGCAAAGUCCGGCAUCUCACGCCCGCCAUUGGAACAGAGCUUCUUGGGAUUGACCUCAGACAGCUUACGGAUGCGCAGAAAGACGAGCUAGCGUUGCUGGUAGCCGAACGCGGUGUUGUUUUUUUCCGCGAUCAAGAAAUUGAUGUUUAUGGUCAACUGGAUAUCGCACGCCAUUUUGGCCCAUUGCACAAGCACGCCACGACACCAAUUCCGCGAAAUGGCCUCGAAGAAGUUCACGUCGUAUAUAACGACUCUUCACGUCGACCUGACCCAGCAUCGUUCUCGAAGCUCGAGCUUUGGCAUACUGAUGUGUCCUACGAAAUUCAGCCUCCCAGCACGACUUCUCUCAAAGUCAUCACUGGACCGGAGUACGGUGGGGACACACUCUGGAGCUCUGGUUAUGCGCUCUAUUCUUCUUUUAGCCCCGGAUUCCAAACGUACCUCGAGGGACUGACCGCCUUGCACAGCGCCGUUGCCCAGGCCGACGGGUCACGUGCUGCCGGCCUCCCCGUCCGGCGCGAGCCUAUCGAGACCAUCCACCCCGUCGUCCGUGUCCAUCCCGUGACCGGCUGGAAGAGCAUCUACGUCAACCCUGGCUUCACCCGCCGCAUCAUCGGCCUCCCCAAGGCCGAAUCCGACGCCAUCCUACAGCUGCUCUUCCACCAGAUCGCCCAGAACCCCGACUUCCAGGUCCGCUUCAAGUGGGAGCACAACGACAUCGCGUUCUGGGAUAAUCGCGUUGUCACCCACUCCGCGACAUUCGACUUUUUCCCCGAAACGCGCCACGCCUUGCGUGCGACACCGCAUGGCGAGAAACCGCUUUCCGUCGCCGCGUAUGAGAAGAAGACGGGCAAGGUUGCGAAGGACCGGCAGAUCGAGAUCUGGCGCCAGAAGGGGAUUGAGCUGCCUGGGGGUGGCGAUGAGAAGCCUAAAGUCGCGAGUCGUUUUCCCAUUGCCUUCUUCGCUGUCGUCCAACUCGUCGAUCUCCUCCCCGCCAUCCAUCUCCAUGACCUCCCAAGGCCGUUUCUGCUUGACUCUGCUGAGGAUUGCUGGCCUGCCGGAAUCGCGCAUGGUGAUUCUCGUCCACCUCCAUUGGCACAGGUAUUGGUGUCGGUGGCCGUCGUUGAAGCGGCGGUUGCGGUGUUGCUUGAGGUUGCGGCUGAUGAUGGUGUAGUAGUUCAAGUCUACACGGUCGUUAGACUUUCCUUGAACGUGUUUGAAAAUAUUAACAAACCGCGUUCAUGA